AUGAGUGAAUCUAAUCAGUAUAACAAUGAAAACCGUGAUGCUCAAGGUCGUUGGUAUGAACUUCUUUCGCCAACACAAGUAUUGACUGGACCAGUACCAAACAACGUACAGACAACCAGAAAAGAACAUAAGAAGAGAACAUCACAUGGCAAUCGGAAAGCGCAACAUAAGACUCGAAGACGUCAACGUCAACGUCAAGAACCUAUAGAUCAAACGAUCAUUGAGGAUGAUCAAUUGAAUAGUGAACAUCGAACAACGACUGAAAAUAAACGUAAACGUCAAGUAAAUACAGAUGAGAUCAAUAUUAGUCAAUCACUCAGUCAAUUGUCUAUUUCACAACGAAAUCCAAAAAAGACAAAAUCAACAUCACAAAAUAAUCUAUCAGAACAAAAUGAUCUACAACAACGAUUUAAGCCACGUUAUCUAAGAGUGUCUGAUAAAAUAUUAAAACAAAUGUUAUCGAAUACAACUGAAGAUAAUCUGGACAUUCGAAAAUGUUUAGAUACAACUGAAAAAGUUCAGUUAGUUCGUCAAGUCAUCGAAGCAACGAAUAAUCUAUAUUAUUAUGAUUUACAACGUCAAUUAUGGCAAGAAUAUUAUAAUAUUGGUACGAAAGAAGAUGUAUGGAGACGAAAAAUAACCAAGUCUGCUGCUAAACAACAUCGUACAUGUCGAAGCUAUGGUCUACCUAAACAUAUCGUCGAAGAACGUCAAAAGGCAAUUACACGGCAAAUUCAACAUGGAAUUAAUGAACUACAGAAAUAUGCCAUACAAUUACAAAAUGAUCUACAACAGUGGCAACCAUCGGUGGAUCUAAAUAUUUUAUCAACUGCAAUUAAUAAAUUAGUAAUGAGUGCUCAACGAAGAUUGAGACAAGAAUUUGAUUAUAAAACAAGGAUGCUUGUAUUCAAUUCAAAUGAUCAUCAUUUAAUUACUAAAUUCUAUAAUUUACGACCCGAUGAAGAACAGAUUUAUAUUACAAAAAAGAUUUGGCAAACAAUAGCUGACCUAUUGAAAACCAAAGGACAAGAAGAAAUUCUUCGUAAACGAAUCUAUCUACGACGAUUACCAAACAAAUUUGAUAGAUUAAUCGAUCAAUCCUUGGAUUAUAUUGAACCAAUGCUUAUGAAUGAUGUUCUUGAUAAAGAUCGACGUGCUAGUUUAUCAUCACGAUAUUCAAAAACAAUUACACAAUAUAAAUUUGAGUUAAUGACUUUAAAUCUUGAUACAAUACAGGCUGUUAUUCGUGGUCAUCAACAAUUACUUGAUGAUUUACAAAGUCAACUAUUCACAACUUGUAAUAGUUCAUUAAUUCAAACAAUACAAGAUCGUGCAGAAGCAAUAAAACAACAACAUGAAUUCCAUUUAAAACAUCAAUUGGAUACUUUUUUCGACGAAGCUCCGACGACAUCAAACGAAUAA
This is a messenger RNA of Rotaria socialis, 1422 nucleotides long. The record is from the annotation of a GenBank genome assembly. NCBI's taxonomy places the organism in Eukaryota, Metazoa, Rotifera, Eurotatoria, Philodinida, Philodinidae.